CACGGCGAGCUCAGCGCGAGCAGUGCCCAUCACAGAGACAGCGGAGGCGGAGGCGGAGACGGGGAAUUGCGCGUCUCAAGAUGGCAUUGUUGCAGAAUCCCAUGACGGAUCGCCGAUGUACGUACCCCACAUUUCGAGGCUGGAUCGAAACCUGACAGUCACGUGAAGGCAGCAGCUCUAGACUUCAACGAUGGCUGGAAUCUGCUCUGUAUGCCGGCGGGACUCCGUGAAGGCGCGUAUUUCCGACAAAACGACACAGGAUACGGCGUCUCGAAUCGCUGUUCGCAGCUCCGGCCUUUUUCGAACGACUUGGUCCGUCUGCCUCGAACCAUGCAGCUUCUUCGAGUGCUACGCAAGCCGGAUAUCUCCACGGGACACAUCGCAUCCUAUCGGGGCUGAUGGCGCGACGUUUAACGGGGCCUAUAUCGGACUGUGUAUAAGAACGCCGUGGUUGGUAGUGUGGUACGGAGCACACUCAGGGAACCUUCCAAGGGUUGUCAGGGACGCAGUGGCUCGUAGUGGACUGCGGUGCUGCGGCGCAGGGCGCCUAGGUGCGCAUGCAAGGGCGGUACCUAGGUACUCAUCAAGGAGGCGACAGGUCUGCUGGAGGUAUGUAGUGUCGCACGUAACCUUGGAAUGGAGUUUGCGUUUUCUUAUAGGCCCCUUCCCUUUCAGUCCUAUCACGAGCCCCGCUGACAAAGCCGCUUGAAACCUUGGAAGGCGCUGUGCGAGGUGGCCUGCCGAAUUCGCUGUGCACAACAGCACCCCACAAGAAAUUCAGGUCCACGACAUGGCGUCCUCGAGGCGUACCGCAUCCUCAACAUUUCCGCACCUGGGGCGGCGGCAGCACCAAUGGCCUUGGAGUCGUUACCACUGUGGUACGAGCAAGAGUCCGCGCAUGAUUGACUCAACUCGGCGACGCUCCGUUAGCGCGACAUCACGGUGCUCAGCAGCGAAGAAAGCACCGCCCACGCCGCCCACGCAGCCUGCCGAUGGCCCCAAGAC
This is a messenger RNA of Trematosphaeria pertusa, 1005 nucleotides long. RefSeq lists its product as uncharacterized. Bases 191 to 709 code for a protein of 172 amino acids. The transcript has a single exon. The record is from RefSeq and is a predicted model, not a curated record. NCBI's taxonomy places the organism in Eukaryota, Fungi, Ascomycota, Dothideomycetes, Pleosporales, Trematosphaeriaceae.